GCAGUCGUACGAAGUUCAGUGGUUGAGCACCAAUAAUGCGGCUUCUCCUCCCCACCUACAAGAACCCCAAGUUGAAUUGAUAAAUCGACAAGCUUGUCCACCGCGCAGUCUGUACGACAAGGGCCGGGCAAACCGCCACCUGGCAGCGCCACGUAAAGGACUACCAGGCCGUGGAUUGAUCCCAUGAAGAGAGGCUUUUGCGUUGUGGUCUCGCAGAUAUCUCCCUUCAUUCCUCGUUCCCCUUUAACUCACUAGAGAUGCCUCCCAACGUUGAUCCAGCAAUCCUUGAGGCCUUAGGCCUCGAGGCAACAAGCUCCAAGCUGAUUCCCCAUGGCGGCUCGGGCUUCUCCUCCACCUUCAAGCUGGUUGCAACCAAAGAUGGCGAAGACAUCGCCUACUUUGUCAAAACCAAAUCCGGGCCCGAUGCUGAGAUCAUGUUCCGAGGCGAACACGCCUCACUGAACGCCAUCCAUGCCGUGGACCCCACGCUCUGCCCACGCUCCUACGCCCACGGCGCCAUGCGUUCGUCGCCAGGCGAAUUCUUCCUCGUCACUGACUUCCUCAACUUGGGCACUUCUGCCACCACAGGCGGCGGCGGCGGCGGCACGGGUUUGUCUCUCGCGGCCAAGCUUGCUAAGCUCCACACAACGCCGGCCCCGAUCCCGAAAGGGUUGUCCAAGCCCAUGUUUGGGUUUCCCGUGCCAACUUGCUGUGGUGCGACUAAGCAGGACAACGCCUGGACAGAGUCAUGGGCCGAGUUUUAUGCCGAGCACCGCCUGAGAGCCAUCCUGAGGGAAGGUGUUAGGAAUAACGGGCGAAAUAAGGAACUGGCCGAGGCGGUGGAGACGGUGGCCGGUAUGGUGGUGCCCCGGCUGCUUGGGGACGGCCAUCUCAAGGGGGCGGUACCCGUGGUUGUGCACGGUGAUCUGUGGAGCGGAAAUCACGGGCGGGGAACCAUCGCGGGCAAGGGAGGGGUGGAGGAGGUAGUGUUUGAUCCGGCCUGCGUUUACGGGCACUCAGAGUAUGAAUUGGGAAUCAUGCGUAUGUUUGGAGGGUUUGGGAGAGGGUUUUGGCAAGAAUAUGAGGCACUGGUCCCAAACGCCGAGCCAAAGGAAGAGUGGGAGGAUCGGAUUGCCUUGUAUGAACUAUAUCACCAUCUCAACCACUACGCUCUGUUCGGAGGGGGAUAUCGGGCCGGCGCCAUGUCGAUCAUGCGGAGGCUGAUUGCUAAGUAUGGGUAACUUGGCCCAUGGGAGGGUUCGGCUAUACCACAAAGUCACACCCGGAUUGAGCUGACGUUGUUGUGUCAAAGCCGCUGCUGGUGAUGCCGAUGGUCGGUCAACACGCCAAUGUUCUCGUAGACGAGCAGUAGGACAUAGAGGGAAUACCAGAGAAGUAGAUUGGCUAAAUGGUAAGAUGCCGACGAAAGAGAGAAAGGGUUACUCCAGAAGAAGAAAGGGAGAAAGAAAGGGCCUCGUACGACAAUAAAACAUGGUUGCCUGGCGAAG
Chaetomium strumarium is the source of this 1508-nucleotide messenger RNA. RefSeq names its product Fructosamine/Ketosamine-3-kinase. The coding region runs from base 258 to 1241 and encodes 327 amino acids. Lineage: Eukaryota; Fungi; Ascomycota; Sordariomycetes; Sordariales; Chaetomiaceae. The transcript has 4 exons. The record is from RefSeq and is a predicted model, not a curated record.